AUGGAGCAUUCAAUGAGUGAGAAAUCUUGUCAAUUGUGUGCAGUUGGAAAGCUUACUUUUGAACCGCCACCAAUAUACUGUACACCCUGUGGUGCUCGCGUUAAGCGGAAUGCAAUGUAUUAUACCAUGGGAACUGGUGAUACACGGCACUAUUUCUGUAUUCCAUGCUAUAAGGAGGCUAGUGGGGACACCAUUGUUGCUGAUGGGACUGCUAUUUCAAAGGCAAGACUCGAGAAGAAGAAAAAUGACGAGGAGACUGAAGAAAGGUGGGUUCAAUGUGACAAAUGUGAAGCUUGGCAACACCAAAUUUGUGCAUUAUUUAAUGGCACAAAGAAUGAUGGUGGGCAAGCUAAAUAUACUUGCUCUAAUUGCUUCAUAACGGAGGUUGAAAGAGGAGAACGCAAGACCUUACCGCAAAGCGUUCUGGGGGCUAAAGACCUGCCUAGAACAAUACUCAGUGAUCAUAUCGAGCAGAGGCUGUUUAGGAAACUGAAGCAGGAAAGACAGGAGAGGGCCAGGAUGCAAGGGAAAAGUUUUGAUGAUAAUAUUGAAGGUGUUGAGGUAUGCCUAUUUGGCAUGUAUGUUCAAGAAUUCGGAUCAGAAGCUCACUUUCCAAAUCAGCGUCGUGUCUAUCUCUCUUAUUUGGAUUCUGUGAAUUACUUCAGACCUGAGAUUAAAGCAGUGACUGGAGAGGCUCUAUGUACAUUUGUUUACCAUGAAAUUUUGAUUGGAUACAUUGAAUACUGCAAGAAAAGGGGUUUUACAAGCUGCUAUAUAUGGGCUUGCCCUCCAUUAAAGGGUGAGGAGAAUAUAUUGUAUUGCCAUCCAGAAAUCCAGAAAAUGCCAAAAUCUGAUAAACACCGGGAAUGGUAUUUAGUGAUGUUACGAAAAGCUGCCAAGGAAAAUGUUGUUGUUGACCUCACUAAUUUGUAUGACCAUUUCUUCAUAUCUACUGUUGAAUGCAAGGCAAAGGUCACAGCAGCUAGGCUGCCCUACUUUGAAGGGGAUUAUUGGCCUGGUGCUGCUGAGGAUUUAAUCCAUCAACUUGAUCAAGAAGAAGAUGGGAGAAAACAAAAAAAGAAGGGAUCUACCAAAAAGACCAUAACAAAAAGGGCUCUAAAAGCAUCUGGCCAGGCAGAUCUUUCUGGUAACGCAUCAAAGGAUCUGCGACUGAUGCUUAAAGCAUCUGCUGGGUUUGCAACCAGUGCAAAGACUUUCAGAUUUGUGAUAAGUAAGAAUCUUCAAUCUUUACCUGCAUUACUGUCUGGUGGAAUUUUUAUGUGUUAUGAAGUAGAACAGAAAUGUGAAGAAAGAGAGCAACAUCCCAUCAAACUAAGAGAAAAACAUGCGUUCUAUCCUGUUGAAAUUGCUGAUGUACCUGCUGACACAAAGGAUAAAGAUGAAAUUCGUGAGAGUGAAUUUUUUGACACAAGACAGGCUUUUUUGAAUCUUUGUCAAGAAAGCUAUUAUCAAUUUGACACUUUACGCCGGGCUAAACAUUCCUCAAUGAUGGUCCUUUACCAUCUCCAUAAUCCAACUGCUCUUGCACUCAUGACAACAUGCAAUAUAUGUCAUCUUGACGUCGAAACUGGUCAAGGCUGGCGUUGUGAGGUUUGCCCUUAUUAUGAUGUAUGCAAUUCUUGUUAUCAAAAGGAUGGGGGUAUGGAUCAUCCUCAUAAGUUGACAAAUCAUCCAUGCCUUGCCGAGCGUGAUGUGCAGAACAAGGAAGCUAGGCAAUUGAGGGCUGUGCAGAUAUUGCCUGAUUGUCAUGUAUGCAAUUCUUGUUAUCAAAAGGACGGGGCUGAGCACGAUGCGCAGAACAAGGAAGCUAGGCAGUCGAGGGUUGUGCAGUAUGGGGGUAUGGUUCAUCCUCAUAAGUUGACAAAUCAUCUGUCCCAGGCUGAGCGCAAUGCACAGAACAAGGAAGCUAGGAAAUCAUGGUUUCUGAAGCGAAGGGAAAUGCUUGAUCUUGUGGUGCAUGCAUCACAAUGCCGUUAUACCCUUUGCAAAUACUCUUCUUGCCGUAAGAUGAAAGGUGUUUUCCAGCAUGGGAUGCUAUGCAAAACUCGUGCAUCUGGAGGCUGUAUUCUGUGUAAAAAGAUGUGGUAUCUCCUUCAACUUCAUGCUCGUUCAUGCAAAGAAUCAGAAUGCUAUGUUCCACACUGCAGGGAUUUGAGAGCAUUUUUGUGUAGACAUCAUCAGCAGUCGGAUUCACGACGAAGGGCUGCUGUGAUCAAGAUGAUGAGGCAGAGAGCUGCCAAGAUUGCUGGCAAUUCUGGGUAA
Molecule: messenger RNA, 2283 nt
Organism: Dovyalis caffra
Lineage: Eukaryota; Viridiplantae; Streptophyta; Magnoliopsida; Malpighiales; Salicaceae
Source: the annotation of a GenBank genome assembly